Formica exsecta is the source of this 1935-nucleotide messenger RNA. RefSeq names its product transmembrane protein 189 (gene Kua). The coding region runs from base 906 to 1829 and encodes 307 amino acids. Gene Ontology annotation, molecular function: oxidoreductase activity. The record is from RefSeq and is a predicted model, not a curated record. NCBI's taxonomy places the organism in Eukaryota, Metazoa, Arthropoda, Insecta, Hymenoptera, Formicidae. The transcript is spliced from 5 exons.
GUCUCUUUUUCCGUUUCAUUCAUAGUUUCUCGCCUUCUCUCUUCAUUUUAUUACCAAUAUAUUUGUCUCUGACGCUUCUCGCGUACUCUCUUCAAGAUUGCCUUUUAUAACGCGGUUGUUAUCGCUCGCCCGGCCUACAGCCAGCCGUUCGUGAAUAGCUCUGGUACGAAUACUUGGCUGAAUAAAGAAUACCGUCUGAACUCUAUUGCUAGGAAUUUAGGGAGUAGCCGGCAAACGAGCGUGACGUCUUCGCGAAUGCACGCGACGAGAUGCGUUGCGUCAAGUGUAUACAUGUGCAUAUAUAUGUUUGUGUGUGUGCGGUGUGGCGUCUAUCAUCGUGCCGGUAUGAGACGCGGCGGCUUUACAAUCUUCUUUUCGUCGUUCUACCGUUCUAAUCACUCCGUCAGUGACUAAUUGAGUUUUCUAACCGAGACCGACCCCUCGCAUGGCUGCCACAUCGCGCAUCCGCGUCGGCGAUCACACUCGCCGCAGCCGAGGAGACACUUUGGAGCCGGCUACAGCAAGGGCAAGCAGGUAUUUGCCGCAACGUUCGAUACCUCAGAAAAUACGGGAGACCUGAAGGAAACAGGUGUGUGAAGGAGAUUCUAAAUCUUUCUCAGGAUAUAUAAUGCGCGAAUUGACAAUUCAUGGCUUUGUUGCACGGAUUAGAGUAAACGAUUUUUCGCGCGAUAUCGAAGAGAUGCGUAAUGUAAUGAUCGUCCCAAAAUAAUUCAGUACAUAAAAAAAAGCUGUUGCAUCUUUAUUUCUUCUUCUAUGAGCGAUACGACAGUGUCGUAUCGCAAUGUCGAAGAACGAGCGAGUUUUGCGAUAUUGCGCGCUCGAAUCUUGAAAGAGCGGUGGAAUAUCACAUUAAAAUCGCGUAAGAAUAUAUUUCGACUAAGAAUAUGGAGGAUAUAAAAGUGCCGAACCUGGGGCAAGCCGCGUCGGCUGCGUGUUCUAUGGCGACCAAUUUCUUGGCACCUGUGAAGACUGAGCGCCAGAUUUACGAAAACUCGAUGCUCGAAGAUGAUCCUAAUGCCAACUCAGUAGUACCGACGUCGCAAGAAGAUAAGACCGUGCCUAGAUGGGGUCCAAAUCACAAAGGUGCCCAAGAGCUUGCAAAUCUGUAUAGUACCGGGAAGAGAACACAAGAGUGCAUCUGUGUAGGAAUUUGUAUUACACUCAUAGCCGUGAACUCUGUUCUUGUGCUCAUAAGAUUACGAUUGGAAAAUUUAAGUUCCAUAGCAAUAGCUGCAUUAUGCGGUAUUAUCACGGCUGAUUUUGGAUCCGGUUUGGUUCAUUGGGCCGCGGAUACCUGGGGAUCCGUUGAACUUCCGAUUCUGGGGAAGAAUUUUCUAAGACCAUUUCGUGAACAUCAUAUAGAUCCUACCAGCAUAACGAGACACGAUUUCAUAGAGACUAACGGCGAUAAUUUUAUGGUCGCGAUACCAGUACUAUCCAAACUCACGUGGGAUUUUCUGACAUUGCCCGAAGUAGAAAUGCAACAGAAAUUUGUUUGGACGUGUUAUUGGUUCUUGCUUGCCAUUUUUGUAGCAAUGACUAAUCAGAUACACAAAUGGUCGCAUACAUAUUUUGGAUUACCUACUUGGGUUAUUUGGCUUCAAGAACACAGAAUUAUCCUGCCAAGAAAGCAUCAUCGAGUGCACCAUGUCGCGCCUCACGAGACUUACUUUUGCAUUACUACAGGAUGGUUGAAUUGGCCCUUAGAAAAACUCCAAUUUUGGUACAUCUUGGAGGUGAUAAUCGAAAGGACUAUCGGUUGUAAACCCAGAGCAGAUGAUCUGAAAUGGGCACAGAAGCGUUCUUGAGAAUUAAUAAUUGCCCUCCUUUCGUUACUGUACAUUUUAUUGUACAAUCAAGAUAUUUAACAUACAGCCAAAUAUCGAAACGAAACUCAAACAUCGAACUAUAAAA